Molecule: messenger RNA, 6368 nt
Organism: Cyprinus carpio (common carp)
Lineage: Eukaryota; Metazoa; Chordata; Actinopteri; Cypriniformes; Cyprinidae
Product: neuronal PAS domain-containing protein 2-like
Biological process (GO): circadian regulation of gene expression; regulation of transcription by RNA polymerase II
Cellular component (GO): nucleus; cytoplasm; CLOCK-BMAL transcription complex
Molecular function (GO): RNA polymerase II cis-regulatory region sequence-specific DNA binding; DNA-binding transcription factor activity, RNA polymerase II-specific; protein dimerization activity
Source: RefSeq, a predicted model, not a curated record
GUGUGUCUUUUCUCUGGCGCGUGUGUGCGAGGCUGCGGGCGGAUAGUGCUGUCGUUGGUUGAGUACUGAGCUCCAGUCUGACCUACUUUCGUACUUCGCUUCAGCUCAGCGCUGUUUACAGGCGCUCGUCAGCGUACGAUGUGGAUCCGGUAACGAAAACACGUCGCCUAAACGCCGAGUCGCGUGCGCUCCCGUACCGCUUUUUAUCCUGGGAAUCUUCAGUUAGUGUGCUUUGAACAUAUUUUGUACCGUGUCCGACUUCAGAGUGGCUCUUUCGUGGGUUGUUUAUGAGCUCACUCGUGGAUUCAGUAUGAGAGGCGCGGACGAGGGCAAAAGUGAAGUGUGGAUCGGUAACGUUAGUCCUUAACGCAGGGUUUCCAUCAUUAACUUCAUGGAGAGAGAAAACAGUUUUGCAAGUGUACAUUAGCAAGAGAAGACAAGAGUCAAGAUAAACAGUAUCUUGAUGGUAAGCUAGUUAUUGGCCUUUAAGGACUGGCUAGCUGUAAGAACAUAACUGCAAUCAACACCGGUGGCUUGCCAUCAAAGAUUUGUGAGUAGUGGCUAACCACUAGCAUUAGGUGGAGGUAGAAGACACGAAUGGGACACGCUAGCCCUUCCAGACGGCCUGAAUGGGAGAAGGAGUGAGCAUGGACAACCUUUUGGAGUUUGGAGGCCUUUGUCCGUCCACCCGGAGGGAAUGGGACACAGGCAGCUGUGUGGAUGAUUUAAUGGAUGAAGAUGAGAAAGACAGAGCAAAAAGGGCAUCCCGUAAUAAAUCAGAGAAGAAGAGAAGAGACCAGUUCAAUGUUCUCAUUAAAGAGCUGUGUACGAUGCUGCAGGGUCAAGGUCACCCCCGCAAGAUGGACAAAUCCACCAUCCUGCAGAGAACCAUCGACUUCCUGCAGAAACAGAAAGAGAUCACGGCGCAAACAGAGUCCUGUGAGGUCCGGCAGGACUGGAAGCCUUCUUUCCUCAGCAACGAGGAAUUCACCCAGUUAAUGCUGGAGGCAUUGGAUGGUUUCCUAAUAGCUCUUACCACAGACGGGAACAUCAUAUAUGUAUCUGACAGUGUCUCGUCUCUCAUUGGUCAUCUACCGUCAGAUAUGGUGGACCAGAACAUUUUGAACUUCCUGCCAGAACGAGAACAUGGAGAGGUAUAUAAACUUCUGUCAUCACACAUGCUCUUGACAGAGUCUUCUGCUGUGGACCUACUCAACAGCAAUGAGACACACAUCGAGUUCUGCUGUCAUUUAGCAAGGGGAAACAUUGACCCAAAAGAACCGCCCACGUACGAAUAUGUCAAAUUUGUUGGAGAUUUCAAGUUUCAUAAUAACGUGCCUCUGUCCUCAUGUAACGGUUAUGAUCUGGCGUUCCCACGCACGCUGCAGUCCACAUUAGAGGAGCAGAUCUGUCUCGUAGCCACAGUGAGACUCGUGACCCCUCAGUUCCUAAAGGAUCUGUGCAACGUGGAGGAUGUGUGUGAUGAAUUCACAUCAAGGCACAGCCUGGAAUGGAAAUUUCUCUUCUUAGAUCAUAGGGCCUCUCCUAUCAUUGGGUACCUGCCGUUUGAGGUUUUAGGGACUUCGGGUUAUGAUUACUACCAUGUGGACGACCUGGAGCUGAUUGCUCAGUGUCAUAAACAAUUGAUGCAGUUUGGGAAAGGAAAAUCCUGUUACUAUCGGUUUCUGACUAAAGGGCAGCAGUGGAUCUGGCUACAGACACACUAUUACAUCACAUACCACCAGUGGAACUCCAAACCAGAGUUUAUCGUCUGUACACACAGUGUGGUCAGCUAUGCUGAAGUCCGAGCAGAAAGAAGGAGAGAGAUUGGAUUGGAGGAAAGCUCAUCUGAUAUGGCAACAUCCUCAGUCAAGGGGCAGGAGGUGUUUUUGGACAUGUGUCCUCCUUUAGAAGCUCCACGGGAAAGAAUCAGCAGCGCUCGAUCAGUGUCAUCACAAAGUUCUAGAAAAUCAUCACACACAGCGCUGUCUGACUCUGCGUCGAACUCAUCGGUGAGGUACACAGAGGCAUGUACGUCGUCACGGCAGUCUGCUUCCAUUGGUCCUGAGAAGAGUUCCAGCAGAAUGCCACAUAGUGGAUCAAAGACCCUGAUUCAGAGGCAGAGCUCCUCUGAGCCCACGUCACUCUCCCCCUCCUGCAGUCAGCAUUCCACUGUGACACAAUCUCUGUACAGAUUCCAGCAGCCUCAGUUAGGCGUCAUGCAUCAGCUGAAAGAGCAGCUAGAAGAGCGGACACGCAUCCUACAGGCCGACAUCAAAACACAACAACAAGAGCUGCACGACAUUAAAGAGAAACUACAGCUUGCUAAUCUACAGAUGUUACUCCAGCAGCCGAUACAGGGAGAAUUUGCCAGUACUGGUCUGCAGCAGCAGGGUCCAGGCAGGCCGUCCCAACACAGCACCCAGCCCAAACCUCAACACUGUGUUUCACAUUCAUCACACACACUACUCAGAGAACAGCCCAGUAGCUCAUCUGCUCAGGGCCAGCAGAGACUGGUUCAGACUGGACACAUGCAGACCGUCAGUGUUCCAAUGCAGACACACACCAGUCUCACCACACCCUUCUAUAGCAACCCAAUGAUGUUCUCACCCAACCACGGACACCGAACCCAACAGGACACACACUGCCAAAGACUCGCACACACAGACUACAGCCAGGACGGACAGCUACGGAUGCUACUAAACCAAUCAAUGCAGACGCUUGUACCAGACAGCAGUGGGGGGACCCAGUCUUCCCAAUGCAGCUCAGCUAUUCAACAAACCAAAUAUCCUCUGGACCAGCAGAUGAUGGCUCCUUCCUUCCCUGUACAGCAGGUGAACUGUAACGCUGUGCUUGUCCCUUCCCCCGUCUUCACCUCACCAAUCAUGAUCCCCCAUAAUAGUUUCAUCACCCAUCAGGCCACGCCCACCUACACGCCUCACCUGUCGGCUGCCCCACACAGCUUACCACUACAACAACCUCAGCAGUUCUUUCAGAUGCAGCCUCAGGGUCUGAUUCAGAGUGCUCCCACUCAGGCCUUAUUCCACACCCCUAGCGUUCCACAGCAAAGCACUGUGGGAUAUGUACAGCCACAACAACAGCAGCAGCAUCAUCACUCACAGUCCGGCAACCUGUCGGACUACAGAAACAUGCUCCCACGGUAGCCCCGCCACCUGGGAAAAAAGCCAAGAGGUUGCCAGGAAAGCGCAUUGAGCGUUUAGCUCUGAAAGGCAUGAUGGGAUGGGACUCUCUCGGCUCAGGGGAAGGCUCGUUCCCGAGCCAAACCAAAAUCAAGAAAGCCAAAGUCCCUCAAAGUUCCCAUGACAGCAAAUGAUGGUGAUAACGGCACAAGGCUCAAGGACUCUGCCUGGCCCUCGACUGCACACAGAGGAUGCUGGGAUACGUACGAGGAGCCAGCAGGCACACAGGGGUCAAGUCAAGCAGGCGCUUUGAUCGAUACGUAAAGGACAGAAAGCCGUGGAGCCGUGGUUUUUGGUACUGUAAUGUUACAGUUAUCUGGACUUUUCAACACACAAAUAAGACAAAAUCAACAAAUCAAGUAAUGCCUUGACAGAGCGUAAACUCCACUGCAUGUGUUCUGUCCUCAACCGCUACUAAAAUACUAACUAAAAGAGAAAUCACCCCACCAACAAGAAGAAAAAUACACGGUCAUGAACUGAUUUCACGCGUCAUAUUUCAUGUAUGUGUGCAGAUGGUUGGAGCUGGGCAUAAUUCAGCGAAGACCCAAAUAUAUUUCAAAACAUUUGGCUUCCUGUUAUCAUCUGCAGAGCUCGUCGGCAACCUCCUGUAGUUAUGUUAACGCUAUCAUAAAGAAACUUGAAACACGUUGUAUAUUAUAAAUAUUUAAGAACAAUUUCGCACUAGGGCAAACUUUCCUACUGCUGAGUUCAACUCAAUCCCUGUUACGCUUUGUUUCUCAAUCCACUGUACUGUAUGUAGAGUUUCUCCACAUAUUGAGUUCUGGAGCAUCGUAUUUCAGUACUUUUUAUUUCAUAUUAAGGUUCUAAACAUAGCUGGUCAGGAGAAGCAUGUUGGCUUCCCUGAUCAAACAGUUCUUUGAGUUUUCAGACGUGCAUGUGGUCUGCCUGUCCACACAGUAAACCUACAUUGAUUUGAUGUCAAUAUGAGCACAACAGAUGUGCUUUAAGAUUUGGUUUCAGUAUUACACAGGGAUGAAGCUCUGUCUAAUUUAUGCUUCGUAGUAGAGGGACUUUGUUUUAUGGUGGUGGGUGCAAGUGCUGCAGCAGUUAAACUGCAAACAUGAAGAUGUAAAAUAAGACUGUAAUGCAGGUUGAAUGAUUGAAGACGAUCAUAAUGUCAGGGCUGCAGAAAUGGAAAUGUUCUCAUCUGCCUGUCACUUGGGCAAAGUGUUUGACAAAUACAACUCAAAUAUUAGUAAAAAAAAAAAUGUUUCCCCAUUACAUUUUUUUUUUUUUUUUUUAUUAUUAUUUUUUGGGGGAGUUGAUGUAGACACGGAAGUGUCAGGCAAAGGGCAAAAAAAAUGUUUAGAUGUUCUGGAAUGUUGUAAAACUCACAGACACGCAAAUAGGCAAAAAAAACUCAAAUAAUCUUGACAAUCAGAAAAUCAUUUACAUUUUUUUUCUUUGCUGGGACUUCAAGCUUGCACUUUCCUCCAUCCUGUCACGUAUGGCACAUUUAAGGGCUGGUGCUCAUUAUUUUAUUUUUUUAAAACGAAGGAAAUUCUGUUCAAGACAGUCUAAGAUCAUGUGCCCUUCUGUAUGUUGUGCAAUGCAAAUCGAAAAACAAGAAUGUGUGUAAUUUAUACUUUAGAAGAGAAUUCUGUUUUAGUCUUAUAUUAGCAAGAAACACUUCAUUUUAGUAAAAGCCAGCGUGCUGUUUGAAUGAAAACCAAAAGUAUUUUGGUACAAAAAUCUCUUCAGCAUUCCUAGAAGUCAUGUGUAGAAAGUGUGAAACUCCAACUCUCUCAUGUGUGACAUCUCCACACAGAUCAAAUAAGAUGUUUCAGAUACUACAAGCUGUUCUCAAAGGAAGCACUCCAGAGAUUUUACAUCUACACCUUACAAUAACAAAUCCUCCAUUCCCAAGAACUCAUUUAGGUCCCAAACCAGCCCACCAGAACCAUUUCGAAAUGCUUUGAAAGUUUUGUGAGUCACAUGACCGGUUCAUCUCAGCGUUUUGUUCUGUCUCCCUGAAGUCACACUAGAAAAGAUGAGGUAGAUGUUGGUGUGUUUCGCAUCGGUGCCUCCCAUUUAUCACCUUCUGCUGCUCUGAGAUUAUCUUUGGGUCUCACAAGUGCUCUUCAUGUCUCUAGACAUGAGAGAAACUACAUUUUAAGUCAGAUUUAACUGUUAAUUUUAGGCUGCUCAAACUACGAAGCCAUCCCAAUAUGGUAGAUCUGGUCUAAGCUGGUUAAUAGGUGGUCAUUAGCUGCUCCAACCAUCUAGGACCAGCAACAAACCCAGACGGAGGAGCUAUAAAACAUUCAUUUUAAAAUGAGUAGGGCAAAUAAAUGCAAAGGUUAUGACUUCUGCCAGUUGCCACUGUGAUGGCCAUAUAGAGUGUACACCAUCCCCCAAACAAAAUGAGCUGUUUCAUCCUUCAUUUAUUGCCCAUUUGCGGUGUUUUCAUGAAAUAUUUUUUAAGGCUCAAAUGUUUCUUGAGUUAAAGGUUUGAUUGUUUUGCAGAUGUGUUUGUGUUCAUUGAUUGGGUUGUGAGUGAAGGAAACUGUACUGACUCUCUCAUCUUUGUUCUCUUUCUAUGCUCUGGUUGUGGAGACUGCACUUUAUUUUUUUUCCCUUCCUAAUGUCUUUUGCUUUGUGCUCGCUCUCUCUGUCUCUCUCUCUCUCUCUGGCCUGAAUUUCUCCCCAAAAGUGUCUGUUCUGAUGAGGUUUUAGGCCUCAUGGAUUCAUGAGUGUGUGUGUUAUAUGUGUUACCUGAUCAGGUGACAUUGUCAAUGCAUUUAUAUUCUCCCAGGUGAGGGGAAGAGACGGAAAAUGACACCUGGCAUAAACAGCCAUCUCUGCUGAUACCCUGCAGAAAAUACAUGGAAGAUAUUGUAAUAUAAGAUAUACAAAAAAUGUUUAGAAAAAUAUAGUUGUUUAUUUUAUAAGAUGUCAAAUAGAUUUAAAUAAAUUUAUAUGCGGUGUAUGAUUUGAAAGUAAAAACAGUUAUUGAAGUGUCUUACUUUGGGGGGACGUAAAGCUUUCUGUUUCUCAGUUCAGCGAGUUGAUGUUGCACAGUCAAUGUAUGGCUUGUUUUUCCCCCUUUCAUUCUUCUGUGUACAUAUACCAUCACGACAAGCUUUAACAUAUUGUUAAUAUUGUUUUAAAAGAAAUUAAUAAUAAAAAAGUUUACAUUCUGAAACA